Molecule: messenger RNA, 3893 nt
Organism: Ceutorhynchus assimilis (cabbage seed weevil)
Lineage: Eukaryota; Metazoa; Arthropoda; Insecta; Coleoptera; Curculionidae
Source: the annotation of a GenBank genome assembly
GAGAGCAAGGUGAUCCGUAGGCCGCGAAGGUGAAUCUGUUCUCCGUCGCGAUCGUCCACCGCGAUUGUUAACACUUUGGUGCCUCUUGCGUCGGUACCCAUAGAACAGGAUCGAGUCCGAUCGAUAAUACAUCGCGUUUAAUGCACACGUGCGUGCUCGGUACUCGUGUUUUUUUUCAUUUUUGGUGAAUGAGAUUUAUCUUGUCUCUCGUCCUGCUCUUGUUUCGCGGGUACUUAUCUUUGUUUUUGUUUGUUUUUUUUUUGUGAGUUUUGCACCCUGUGUUUUUUGGAUUGUAUCACUGGACACAUCGUUUUUUUUGUAGGACAAACUACAUCAGAAAGAGCAUGUACUAAACCCAAUCAAAAAUGACCGAAGUUGCUAGCCUUUUACCAAAUAACCAUCGUCUCACUUCAGUGAAGCAUUACGAUGCUGGACCACCUUCAGGAUUAGAAUUGGUCGAACCGGGAGACACUUUUGCUACAACCAAAGAGGAAGAAUGGGUCAGUAAAAAGAAAACCGAAGUUCUAAAUACCAAGCAAAUUGAAACCAGAGUGAAAAGGCAAGUGGUUCUCGAAGAUGGAAAAGUCGUCGAAGAUUCUGGACCUAUGGUCACCACCAAUACGACAGAAGAUACUGAGACACAGGAACAUCAUCAAACAGAGCAUCGAAAACUCGGAGAUGACGAUACGGACGGUCAAAAUGCCCUCGAAGGUGGCCCUGAUACAAACGUGGAUAAAUCGAAAUGGGUUUCAGUGCCGAAUUCCGAUGGAGUGGUGCGCGAAGUCAAAGAACGCCGAGUGGUGUCGAGAGAGGAAACUGAAGAAGUCAAGGAAACGGAGGACGUUCAGCAUUUGGGAGAUAUCUCAGACGAGAGAUUCCUAGCUGCUGUACGAAGUGGCAAAUCUGAUUUGAGAUCUGUUUUAAGAUCAUCUGAAGCUGGUAGAGCUGUAGUAUCUACAGGACCUAGAGUUAUAAUAGACACAACAAAAAGCAAAAAAGUAACCGACACCGAAGACACUAGAGAACUGAGUUCCGUACUACCAGAUGGAAAAAUUGUUACAGAAACUCAACGCACUACCGAGCACGAAGAAGUGAAGGAUGACGAAUUACCAAGCGAUGCUCCCGAUCAAGAUUAUCACAAAGAAAGUUCACAAAGAUAUCUAAAAACUCGAGACCAAGAAGACGUCGAUUACGUAGCUAACGGUAAAAAUAUAGGCCAUGAAAUGAGGUACAAAACGGAAACAAUGGAAGUGGAUAAAAGAGGUGACGAUGAAGUUGAUUUGUUUGAAUCUUUAUCGGCUAGAGCUAGAAGAAGGAGUAACAAUAAUCGACAGCCUCAUAGAUAUAGAGGCCUUGACAAUGGUGUCCAGCCCCAACAAAGUCCUUUGGAUCGUAAAGACGCUCUGACGCGACGUCCGUUGGACUUCGACGCCGAAGAAGAAACCAGAAAAACUGAAACAUCCAAAUGGCUCGAAAAUCAUUUUGGAUCAGAAUCAAGAUCUUCUAAUUCAACUUUGGACGAUGAAGAGCAUCCACCGAAAACUAGUUUUUUUAAUGUAACUAUCAAAAGUCAACCGAGUAGUAACUUACAUCCGAGAAGUUAUGUUACUACUGUUAAAAGCCCUACGCCUAGGGUUUACAGCCCUGUUGAACCAGAAAGAGACAGGAAUCAGUCUGGAUUCUAUAAAGGCAUUACAGAAUGGUCAGAACGUCGUCAGGAACAUCAGUACUCGGCUCAAAGACAAUCUCCACUGCCAUAUCAUCACUCGCCCUCUCAUCACUCGCACUCGCCUCUCCACAUUGACAGGCCCACUCGUUCGCCGAUACCCGAUUAUAUACGACCGCAGCACUCGCCCGUUCCUGACUAUCGUCAACAUCACUCGCCUGUGCCCGAUUAUCGUAACGGACACUCGCCUAGUCCCGAUUAUGGUCGACCUGUUAAGAUAUCUCCUUCACCUAUCAGAGAUCUGGAUGAUUCUCCGACUCCGCCGCAAAGAAAGAAAAAUCUAGAACGCAGAGAAAAAUGCGUGGACAGAUCAGAAAGACGAACUCGUUACGAUAGCGGUUACAGAUCGUCCGGGAGACUCGACGAAAGGGAGGAUAGAGUUGAACGUUUGGAGGAACCGCCGCCGGAUUAUUCGCCGCCAAGUCCGCCGCCGAUGCCCCGAGAAGACAAGAAGCAGUAUCAGAAAACGCGGUUUGCUGCUGAUAUUGCACCGCCCAAAGCUAAAAGUGGGAAUAUUAUUGGUCAGUCUAUUCGCAAGCUAGUCAACAAAAUACGUUCAGCAAGCGCUGAACGUAAGGCCAAACAGCAAAGGGCCAAACGUUCGCCUAGCCCUUCUUAUCAACAAGGACACGUGAUUGAUAAUAACAUCGGACAUAGUAUGGAUAGGCAACCAGUACAGAGAUAUUAUCUUGGUGAAGAUCCAUUUGGUGGUAGCAUCUAUGGUAGGGAAAAUAAAUACGAUGGAGUAAAACCUGCUAGGAGUUCUAGACGACCAAGAGAUGAUGAUCGCGACAGAAGGUCGCAAAGUACACUCGGAAGAUUCAGCAAAUCUACCAGCAGAUUGGUGAAUCGAUCGGUUGAUGAAGAGAGGAACUCGCAGACUUUGCCGAGGCAUUUGAACAAGUACGAACCGCCGACCAGACUCAACGGGAAUAAUCGGUCCAAUAGUACCAUCAACGUUUCGAUUAUUAAUACUGUGACUCCUCCAAGAUUUGUCAACGAAGGUCCAGCUAAACCGGCACGCACCUACAAAUCGAACUUGGCCCGUAGCAAAAGCCUCAUAGUCCACGGCGGUUUGGAUCCGAAACGCAACACUUCAAGCAUGUACACUUCGAAUUCCAGACUGAACGAAAACCCUAGCGGGCUCAAGAGUCCUGGACUUAUUUCAAGCCUCAAUAGAAGCCAGAAAGACAUAAAUGAUGAUAUCUACACGUCUCGUUUCCAAAGAAACGGUGAUAGUGUGGAUGGUGUUAGAAGAUAUCCUGAUACAAAUAAGAACUAUGGAGAAAGGGUUGAAACUAAAAGGGUUUAUACGUCCAAUUUGAAUAGCCGCUCACCCGAUUUCUAUAACAAUAAGACUGUCAACGGAGAUGAAGAUUGGAGAAUAAAAAAUUAUAGUACUAAAACAAUGAAAUCAUCUUCAAGGAAUUUUAAUGGAAAUAAUGAUGUUUUUGAGCCACCCACAAGAUUGAGAGACUCUCAUAUAAUAUCUACAUCCUCACCAGGCCACUCAGUUUUACGUCGCGGUAGUACUUCUAGCACAGACUUUUCCGAAACUUAUCAUACGACUACAAGAAGCGAUGAUCCUCAUCGUCCCAGCGUCACCAACACAGUGAAAACUGUAAGCAAAAAAACGAUUCCUAGUAAAGAUGGUAGAGCCUUAGAAACUAUCGAGUCUAGUGAAACCAAGAGUGUCACCAAAAGUCACUAUAGAAGCGGUAAUAGAGGUGAAUCGCCCAGUGUGAAGUUUUAUGAAAGUGACCGGAGAUAUGAUAGCUCUAAGCCGGUGGUUAUCGAAGUUAGGAACUAUAAAAAGUAAUCUUUGUAUAUUAUUUUUACGUGCCAUGCUAAUAUUUUCAGUUGAAAAUGAUGCCAUGAAGCGUUUUUCAUAUUAUUUAAUGACAUUUGUAGUUUUUACUUGCCAGUCUCAUAACGUUUAUAAUUCAAUAUUUGAAGAAUAACAGUGCUUUAUUAUGUAAGUUAGAUUUGUUUUGUAAGUUUCUAUAUUAUGCUCUUUAACUGCUUUGAUGAUAAAUAUAUUUAUUUUGUACCCUUUAGCCAUAAAAUUGUAAAUAAUAUAGAAAUAGUACGUAAUAAUAAAAAAAAAAAUUCUAACUUUGAAUAGAUUUAUGUGGAAAAUAACAUGGUUUUAGCUAAAGAGUUGCUG